AUGGACAUCAGUGCUGAAAGAAGUUAUUUUUUGGAAGCGUUACGCUUCUUUUACGAGACGCAAUGGCUUCAUAAUGUACCAGUAACCGAAAUAUUAACUAAAGCAUCUUUAGAUGCGAUUCCCGAAGAAUGGAUGGAACAUCUACAAGAUUUGGAAAAUGAGGAACUUAAUAAUUUCGUAGUGGAAAAGACAAUAAAGUCCAAUUGGCCCAAUUCCUUAAAAACGUAUGUCGCCAAAUGCAAGAAAAUAAAUAGACUGCCACCCGUACCUGCAUUAUCCUCUAUAGAGCUGCCGAAAGAUUUUAAAAUAGGUCUCAGUCAAAAGAAACAACAUGAAAUAAUGCACUUGGCUCAUUUAGUGGACGUACAAUGUAAGCAGCAUGAUAUACAAACGAUCAUCGAUCUAGGCGCAGGUUUGGGAUACAUAUGUCAAAUGUUGCAUUACUUGCACGGUUAUCGAGUCUUAGGAUUGGAAAGAGACAAAGAAAAUGUUAACAGAGCUUUCACUAGGCAGAAAAAAUUGUAUCCCGAUUCUUUGACUAAUGUUAAAUACGUUCAUUGCGACGUAACGUGUGAUUCGGCCGACGCGAUAGAAACCAUUCUGCGACGGGAAUUUCCUGAUGUUACAGACGUAUGCUUGAUUGGCCUGCAUGCCUGCGGAGAUCUCAGUAUAAGCGCAUCAAGAAUCUUCUGCAGAAUGAAAUCCGCUAAGCUCUUCAUUCUGAUUUCCUGUUGUUACCACAAGCUUUCGAUCUCUAAAAGUGUACAGAUUCCGUUGCAAGAAAAACAGUACUUUCAUAAUUUUCCCACAUCUAAUUGUUUGCGAGAAAUAAUCGCGGCGUAUAACUUUGAUGUAGGAGAAUUCUUAAGAAUACCAUUUUUGCGAUUAGCGUGUCAAGAAUCGGCGGACAAGUGGAAUGGAAUGUCCAAAGAAAAGCACGACGAACAUUCCUUUCACGUUCUUGCUAGAGCUGUUCUUGAAUUGUAUUCACGACAAAAUAAUUGUAUUCUCAAUAAAAAAGUUCGAAAAGGCACGAGAAAGUCGCAAUGUUCAAAUUUUCAAACUUACGUCAAAGACUCAUUACUGAGAUAUGAUUUGGUACCAGAUACGAACAAAGCAGACAGUGUAAUUACGCGUGAUGAAAUGGAGAAGGACAUGACGCGAGUAUGGGAGGAACAGAGUGCAAAAUUGAAAGCUGUAGAAAUCUUCACUGGAUUGCAAAUGAUGCUACAACUGCCGGCGGAGUCACUGAUCCUACAAGACAGAUUAUACUGGUUAUACGAACAGGAUUUAGAGGCUGCCACUGUGCCUGUAAUGAACAAAUGUGUUUCUCCUCGUUCGUACGCGAUCGUGUCUCACAAACGCUAA
Molecule: messenger RNA, 1368 nt
Organism: Solenopsis invicta (red fire ant)
Lineage: Eukaryota; Metazoa; Arthropoda; Insecta; Hymenoptera; Formicidae
Product: protein RRNAD1
Exons: 5
Coding region: 1-1368 (455 amino acids)
Source: RefSeq, a predicted model, not a curated record